Larimichthys crocea (large yellow croaker) is the source of this 1136-nucleotide messenger RNA. It is a transcript of the gene xrcc2, whose product is annotated as X-ray repair complementing defective repair in Chinese hamster cells 2. The coding region runs from base 157 to 1032 and encodes 291 amino acids. Gene Ontology annotation, cellular component: centrosome; replication fork; Rad51B-Rad51C-Rad51D-XRCC2 complex. Gene Ontology annotation, molecular function: ATP binding; ATP-dependent DNA damage sensor activity; four-way junction DNA binding. The transcript is spliced from 6 exons. Gene Ontology annotation, biological process: double-strand break repair via homologous recombination; DNA strand invasion. NCBI's taxonomy places the organism in Eukaryota, Metazoa, Chordata, Actinopteri, Sciaenidae. The record is from RefSeq and is a predicted model, not a curated record.
GUGCUGGUUCUGUUUGGAUCAGCGGUUUAACAAACUGUGGGUGCGCGCGCAGCACACACAUUACGGUAACGACUGUCGGUCCAUUACGGUAAAACGGAGGGAACCGGAAGUGAGUUCAUACAGGAGCGGCGGUGUUUUGAAGAAGUCCACGAUGAAAUGACAGAAAGCGGCGCUCAGCUGUUUGCUCGGCUGGAGGCUCGCCGUUGUCUCAAGGACAUCGAACCUCGUCUGUUUCCUGAAGAUGGAGGACCCAACCACGGUGAAGUGGUGGAGCUUUAUGGAACGGAGGGAACAGGUAAGACGGAGUUGCUCUACCACCUGCUGUGUCGCUGUGUGUUGCCGGUGGCGACCGGAGGUCUGGAGGUUGACGUUGUGUUCGUGGACACCGACUACAGUCUGGACAUGUUACGACUGGUCAGCAUCCUGGACAGCAGGCUGAACGCAGGUCGUCCUACUGGCUCGUCCGCCGCCAGUUCUGAUGAGGCGGCGUUGCGUUCGUGUCUGUCUCGCCUCCUGGUCGUCCAUUGUUCCUCCUCCUCCCAGCUCCUCCUCACCCUUCACUUCCUGGAGACCUCCUUAUCAUCGCGGCCCGGCCUGGCGCUCCUCCUCAUUGACAGCAUCUCUGCUUUCUAUUGGCUUGACCGCUGUGAGGGCGGGGCCAGCAUUGCCAAGCAAGAAGAAAAGCUCAGCAAGUGUGCAGAGCUUCUGGGCCGGCUGCUCAGAGAUUACAGAAUCACCGUCUUCGCCACCUGCCACGCCAUCAGGAGGAGCUACAGUGAACCUUCCUCCGCCUCCACCUCCGAGUGCGACCGGCCAUAUCUCUGUCGCCGCUGGCAACGGCUGGUGAGCCACCGGCUGCUCUGUUCCAAGCAGGAGUCUGCAAACAACAUGGCCGCCUCAGCAGGAGGCAGCAAAGAGCAGAGGAGACAGCAGGUCUUCACCGUCCACUGCACCUCCUCCUCCUCCUCCAGGACGAAGGCUCACAGGAGCAGCUCCUUCUACGUGACAGAUGGAGGUGUGGAGUUUAUUUGAAGUGUGGACCUUUCUUUUUAUGGUCACGUUCUUUAAAUGAAAACUUUCGUUAUAUGUUUUGUCACAGUUUAAUAAAGAUUUGUCAUCAUAAAGUGUCCGUUAAA